AGCAAAAACGCGAGAGAGUGAGAGCGUAUAUAAAAAAAAAGAUGAAACCGAGCGACGCGCUUCGCUCCCUUCUCUUCUCGCCGUCGACUGCCCGAAUGCUGUAAAGACAAAGGCUAGCAUUUAGUCCUCGUGUAACCUUGAUGCCUAUCAAUUAAAUUAUGCUAGGUGGUGACCAUUUUAGUAUCUUAUAUUGGUGGUGGAUAUAUUGGCCUGGUUCUUUUCUUGAGGCUAUUUAGUAGAAGCUAUUGAACAUGCCUCUUCACAAGAAAAAGCCUUUCCCCUUAGUGGAUCCACCCCAUGAUCUGAAGCCUAGUGAGCAUGUAUAUCAAAUUCGAUUCACGAAGGAAGUAUUGCGGGACUACCAAGAAUAUCUGAACAGGUUGAACCUUUAUCGCCAAAGAGUAUGGACAUGCAAGACUACUGGAAAGACUAAUUUAACAUAUGAGCAAGCUUUGGUCUCGGAGCGUCGGGCAGCAGAGAAGGUCCAGCAAUUCCCAAAAGAAUUGAUGAAUCCCGUGCUUCAGAUGAUACAAUAUAGCACUCUAACUUUGAAAGAUCUUGUCGAUACAAUAUAUAGUAAGUUCCGAGAACAUCUGUUUGAAGGCUUAGAAUUGCAUGUGUGGAAGGAGAAGUUUGUUUAUGCAUGCAAAAUUUUAAAACUUUUGGAGGACGAAAGUGGCACUCACUAUGAAGUUGGUUUGCUUGAUAAUGACAAGAGAGUAACUGAAACUUUAAUUGUAAAAGAAAGUGAUCUGAUACGCAAGAAGGCACCUUAUAGUAGGAGUGUACUGAAAGCUUUUAUUAGGGAAUCCACUUCACAAAGUGCUCCAUGGAUGCUUCACGAAAAGCUUGCCGAGAAACAUGGGAUCUCAACCAAACCUCCUGAAAACCUGCACACCGGGAACACAAUUGGCAAGAAAAGGAAAAAUACUGAAAAUGGCAGUGUGGUGGACAUGGAUAUGACCAACAAAAGAACAAAGAAAGAUGGAGAUGCAACAAAUGGAAUACGCAUUAAAUAUCCAAUUGAGGAUCUCUUAGUGCAACCUGCUGCUAAUGACCCGGCCUUUUCAGAUCGCCCUUCACUGUAUACAAGCUUUAAAGUACCAAUGGAUUGUGUUGGAGAUCUUCUGAUGAUUUGGGAUUUCUGCUCUUCUUUCGCUAGAUUGUUGAACUUGUGGCGAUUUUCUCUUGAAGAUUUUGAAAACGCCAUCUGCCACAAAGAUAGCAAUCUUAUUCUAAUUGUGGAGGCACAUGCUGCACUUCUUCGCUUGCUUAUUAAAGAUGAAGGAAAUUAUUUCAUGAUCAUUGAGGGUAAAAAGCGAAAAUCAAAGAUCACAGUGAUCACCUGGAAAGAAUUUUUAUGUGAUUUUCUGGAGAUGGAAGGUAGAGAAGAACUCACAAAGUAUUUGGGUACAAUAAGAAGGGGACAUUAUGGUCUCCUUGAAGUUAGCGCGAAGCUGAGCAUAUUUCGUGAUCUUGUGUCUGAGGCCCUCAAAACUAAUGCUAUUAGAGCUAGGGUAGAUGAGUGCAUUGAACAGCAGCAAGAACUUGCAGCAAAGAGAAGAGAAGAAGACAAAAGGAAGAAAGAAGAGCACAGCAAAACAUCUGACAAGCAAGGGCAUCAAGAGGGCAAUCCACAAAAUGGUGAAAGGAAUGCACAUAGUUCUGAUGUCAAUGGUAAGGCACCUCAAGAUGAAGAUGUUCUGUCUGUAGGAAAACAGAAGGCUAAGGUUUCUAAGAAACUUGGCAAUUCACAAAACGGUAAAAGAAAUGCUUACAGUUCCAGUGUCAAUGGUAAGGCUUCACAAGAUGAAGACAGUCUGCCUUUAGGAAAAUGGAAUGUUAAAGUUUCUAAGAAAAGUUAUAUUCAAGAAAACGGAGAGAAAAAUCAUCGUGCUGCCGGCUUCGGGGAGCUGAUAAUGGAAAAUGGAAACUAUUCUGAGAAGGUAAAAGGCGUGUCCCCUACUAGUGGAGGUAUAAAGAGUCCAGGACGAAGAAAAUAUAAAGAGAAAGACAUUCAGGAAAAGCUACCUGAAGAAGAGCAAAAGGAUUAUAUUGAAAAGGAACUAGAAAAGCUAUCUAUUCGAACCAAUCCUCUAGGAAAAGAUAGAAACCACAACAGAUAUUGGUUCUUCCGGCGUGAUGGAAGACUUUUUGUCGAAAGUUCAGACUCUAUACAAUGGGGCUACUACUCAACCAAGGAAGAGCUUGACGCACUCAUGGGUUCGUUAAAUCCAAAAGGUGUGAGGGAGAGGGCUCUUCAAAAACAGCUGCAGAAACACUAUCAAAAGAUGAGUAUGGCGCUACAAAAGAGAUCAAAGGAGGCCGCUCAAAACGCACUACUGGAGGAUAGCGAACGAAGACGUUCUACUCGUGUUAGGGUCGAGGCAAGAAAGAAACCAGCAUUUUUCUCUUAUGUCAACAAGUGGAAAGAUGACUAAUCUAAGUUCAUGGUAGAGAGAUUCUUACAUUCCGGCAAACCCUGAUGAUAUGCAUUUUCUGCGAUGUAGUACUGAUGCAUUGUUUAAGGAUUCAUGAGCUUCUGGGGACUUAGUACAGAUGCUGAAGAAGUGGAUACUUGAGAUUGUAGAGAGUUAAAGCCUAGAUGCUGACUUGUGCGAAGUCUUAUGGGGGUACUGCCUCCUAAGAGUUUUUGAGUUGUCGCAUUGCAAGUUUUGUCUGGACAUUUUAUACGUUAUAUUUAUUCUACUGUUGGGAUAGAAACUACU
Asparagus officinalis (garden asparagus) is the source of this 2729-nucleotide messenger RNA. Its product is annotated as DDT domain-containing protein DDB_G0282237. Lineage: Eukaryota; Viridiplantae; Streptophyta; Magnoliopsida; Asparagales; Asparagaceae. The record is from RefSeq and is a predicted model, not a curated record. The transcript has 13 exons. The coding region runs from base 252 to 2441 and encodes 729 amino acids.